AUGGACUACACAGUUCAUACCUCAGCUACUCCAGCAAAUCGCGGCCCGUCGCUACUGCAAGGCCCCUCUUCCCCUCCUCUCAAACAUAUAACUCUUGGCCAGCUUCUCGACGAACAAAUUCAUGUCCAGGGUCCCACCGAGUGUAUAGUUUGUCCUUCCCUAAAAACUCGAUGGACCUACAACACUCUGCAGAGGGAAAGCCUCGAAAUUGCCCAAGGACUACUUUCGAUCGGCGUGAAACCAGGCGAUAGGAUUGGAAUCUUGGCUGGGAACUGUGCCGAAUAUAUUGCUGUUUUCUUCGCUGUGGCGUAUAUUGGAGGAGUACUGGUUGUUCUGAACAAUACAUACACGGCGAGUGAGGCGUUACAUGCUCUGGCUCAUUCUGGAUGUAGAAUACUCUUCUCACAGCCGAAUAUAGGACGAGUGAGCAUGAAAGAUCUUUUAGUACACCUUGGUCCCCAGCCGAAGGGGAACGGCAAGUCCGAGAUGUUGGAACGAAUUAUCAUGUUGAGGGAUUCUUUGGAAGGAUUCGCCACUUACAGUAAUCUCAAAACUGAAGGCAGAAGCAUCCCAUCUGCGGUUUUGGAUAGAGCACGCGAGAAGGUAUAUCCAGACGAUGUCUGCAACCUCCAGUAUACGAGCGGGUCAACGGGCCAUCCAAAAGCUGCCAUGCUUACACACUUCAACCUCGUCAACAAUGCACAAUCCAUUGGAGACCGCCUCUGUUUUACGCCGGCUGAUAUCCUAUGUUGUCCACCUCCUCUAUUCCACUGUUUUGGUCUUGUCUUAGGUGUCCUGGCUGUCAUUUCCCAUGGAGCCAAAAUAAUUCUCCCGUCACCAACAUUUUCGGCCCGGGCUGUCCUCGAAUCUCUAUCUGCAGAACGGUGCACCGCGCUACAUGGAGUUCCCACGAUGUUUGAAGAGCUUUUAAAUCUAGAGAGGCCCAGGGGUUGGAAAUGCGAUGUAUUGAGGACGGGCAUUAUCGCAGGUGCGCCGGUCCCAAGACGUCUUAUGAAAAGAUUGGUAGGAGAGUUGGGGAUGGCAGAAUUUACCAGUAGCUACGGUCUAACAGAAGCAUCCCCAACCUGUUUCAAUGCCUUUACCCACGAUAGCAUCCAUACACGCCUCACUACGGUGGGCAAACUUCUCCCCCAUCUCCGUGCCAAGAUCGUUGACCGAACUGGUGCCAUUGUACCACAAGGUUCGCGAGGUGAAUUAUGCAUUGCCGGUUACUCUCUUUCAAAGGGAUACUUCAGGAACCCGGAAAAGACAAACGAGGCUCUGCGGAUGGAUGAAGAGGGGACUUUGUGGCUAUAUACGGGCGACGAAGCAUCAUUCAAUGAGGAUGGGUAUUGUACAAUCACAGGAAGAUUUAGGGAUAUUAUUAUCCGAGGAGGCGAGAACAUCUACCCCGUCGAAAUUGAAGAUCGCCUUUGUGCACACGCCUCCAUCUCACGCGCAGCGGUUGUAGGCAUCCCCAAUGCACGAUAUGGCGAAGUGGUUGGUGCAUUCCUUCAGCAUUCAACUGAUUCCCCCUCGCCCCCUAAGAAACCAACGGACGAAGAAAUUCGUACUUGGACCCGACAGGCCUUGGGUUGGCACAAGGCGCCGGUACAUAUUUUCUGGCUUGGGGACGAGGGAGCCCCACGCGAUAUUCCACAGACAGGAAGCGGAAAGAUUCAAAAGUUUGAAUUACGGGCGUUGGGGGAGAGUAUUGUUAAUGCGAGAGAGAAUAGACAGAAGCUGAGGAUAGAAAAGGGGGCAAAAUUGUGA
Messenger RNA from Venustampulla echinocandica, 1773 nucleotides. Its product is annotated as Acetyl-CoA synthetase-like protein. Gene Ontology annotation, biological process: fatty acid metabolic process. The transcript has 5 exons. Gene Ontology annotation, molecular function: medium-chain fatty acid-CoA ligase activity. Bases 1 to 1773 code for a protein of 590 amino acids. Lineage: Eukaryota; Fungi; Ascomycota; Leotiomycetes; Helotiales; Pleuroascaceae. The record is from RefSeq and is a predicted model, not a curated record.